AUGUCGAGCACAAGUUCCAAGGAUACGCGGCCGGCGCCCGCAGACCUGUCGCAUCACCUCUCGCGCAACGCCGCAAGCAGACAACCUAGCUCAAUCAAGCAGUUCUACAAGUACUUUGCUAUUCCAGGCAUCGGCCAACUAGCUGGUGGUCUCCCCAACCAAUACUACUUCCCCUUCGACACACUUGAGGCAAAGGUCGCCCUGCCUGAGAGAUGGAAGCCUACCGAUAACACGCCUGUCGAUCCUCCAUCCGCCGCCACUUCGUCCCUCAAGAACGGAAGCCCUCUCCACCAGGCUCAGUCAGCAUUGAAGGUUCCUCACACCUCACACGAACAGAACCCGCUCAAGAAGAUUGACCUGGCCUCUGCUCUGCAAUACGGUCAAGCCCAGGGAUACCCACCGCUCUACAGCUUCCUCCGCCAAUUUACACAGGAGAAUCUACACCCCAACUGUCCUUACAAGGGCGGUCCUGACAUCGUCCUUACCUGCGGAAGCACCGAUGGUUUCUCCAAGGUCCUUGCUGCCCUGACCAACGAAUGGAGUCAAGAGAAGGAUUGGGUUCGCGACCGUCAAGGUCUGCUCGUUGAGGAAUUCGCAUACAUGAACGCCAUCCAAGCUGCAAGACCUAGAGGCCUCAACAUCGCCCCAGUCAAGAUCGACGAUGAAGGUAUGCUCCCCGAAGGUCCUGGUGGUCUUCGUGACGUGCUUGAGAACUGGGACUACAAGAAGGGAAAGAGACCUUCCUUGAUGUACACCGUCACCAUGGGCCAGAACCCAACUUCUGGGGUCCUCUCUCUGCAGCGCCGUCGUGAGCUCUACGCUCUCUGUUCCAAGUACGAUGUCAUCAUCGUAGAAGACGACCCAUACUGGUACCUGCAGUUCCCUUCCUCAACAAACUCGGACAAGGUCUUUACCCCCCAAUCAUCAAAAUGGAAGUCAUCAGGCUACGAUUUCCUCGACUCACUCGUCCCCUCCUACAUCAACGUCGACAUCGACGGCCGCGUCCUCCGUCUGGACACCUUCUCCAAGACCGUAGCUCCCGGCUGCCGUCUCGGCUGGAUCUCAGGCCAACCCGCCCUGAUCGAACGCAUCCUCCGCCUCACAGAAACAAGCACACAGCAACCUUCUGGCUUUGUACAAUCCAUGAUCGCCGAACUCAUCAUCGGGCCCCAAGCCGACGACAUCGAUCCAGGCAAGGGCCCCCAGAACGGCAAAGGCUGGAGCACAGCUGGCUGGGUGCGCUGGCUGGAGGGCCUCCGUGGCAACUACGAGCGCCGCAUGAACGCCAUGUGCAGCGUCCUCGACACGGGCCGCGAACUUGUCAAAGUGGGCCGCAGGAACUCCUUGUCCAACCUCUCGUUGGACUCUGACGACGAAUGGGCAGUCGUUCAAACCAGCACCGCAUACUCCUUCGACUGGCCCGUUGGUGGUAUGUUCGUGUGGCUGAAACUGCACUUCGAAACCCACCCUCUCGCCUCCAAAGUCGCUCACGCACGUCUCUCCCGCGCCCUCUGGCUCUUUUGGACCACAAAGCCGUAUCUCGUGCUCGUUUCACCAGGCUUGAUUUUCUCACCCACAGAAGAGAUUAGAAACAGAGAUGGAUACAAGUUUUUCAGACUGUGCUUUGCGGCUUGCGAUGACAAGGAGAUUGAACCCAUCAGCAGACGCUUUGUAGAUGGUGUGCAGGACUUUUGGAAGAUCAAGAACGUCAAGAAGAUUGAUGAAUUGCUCGAAGAGGAAGGUGAGGGUGUGGAGCAGAGGAGCAGUGAGGCUGGUAUGGCACAGUUGGCAAGUUUCAUGGGUCCCUGUUAA
Messenger RNA from Aureobasidium namibiae CBS 147.97, 1812 nucleotides. Its product is annotated as aromatic amino acid aminotransferase-like protein. Gene Ontology annotation, molecular function: transaminase activity; pyridoxal phosphate binding. Lineage: Eukaryota; Fungi; Ascomycota; Dothideomycetes; Dothideales; Saccotheciaceae. Gene Ontology annotation, biological process: biosynthetic process. The coding region runs from base 1 to 1812 and encodes 603 amino acids. The transcript has a single exon. The record is from RefSeq and is a predicted model, not a curated record.